This is a messenger RNA of Brenthis ino (lesser marbled fritillary), 1902 nucleotides long. The record is from the annotation of a GenBank genome assembly. Lineage: Eukaryota; Metazoa; Arthropoda; Insecta; Lepidoptera; Nymphalidae.
AUGAGUGAGGAGUCGCAAAAUGAUGGCAGCAAGAAAAGUCCAUCAUUGGCUGCAUCAAGUGAAGCUUGUCUGCCAGAAGAGUGUGGGGCCCAGAUUGAUGCCUCUAGUUACACUUCACAAACAAAUAAUCCUCAGAUGACAGCAAGCUCCGUGCCACCCGACAGUAAUAAAUGGAAGUGUGAACUCUGUACAUAUGAGAACUUUCCACUCUCUCGAAAGUGCACAAUGUGUCGCACACCAAAACCUUCCCUAGGAGAAGAUAUAUUCAAGUUGCAAGAUGGCGCUAGUGCUUUGCCUACACAAGACGUUUGUGGAGCAGAGGCUGUGGCAGAGAGAUUGAAGCCGCUGAGGAUAUCAUCUCCGCAGGGCCAGGCCAGCGCCUCGUCUGUCACUAAGUGGCCAUGCUCGACGUGCACGUACGAGAACUGGCCGCGCUCCACCAAGUGCGCCAUGUGCGGGGCCGCGCCUGCGCCCCCUGCCCGCGCGCCCCUUGGCACGACCGACACCGGCAACGGCCAGGGCGCGGUGGGCGAGCGCGAGGCGGAGGGCGCGCGGCGCUGCCGGCGGCGCCACGCCGACUGGAUGUGGCUGCAGGCCUGUCUCGGCGUGGUGGAGGGCGACGCGCGCUGCGUGGAGGCGUACCUGGCGGCGGGCGGCGACCCGGCGCGCGCGCUGGCGCCGCACGAGCUGCCGCUGCUGGACCGCGCCUCUGCCUUCGACGCCGGCCACACGCUCGUGCACCUCGCCAUACGAUUUCAAAGACAAGAGAUACUGUCGACGUUGCUGUCGAGGAUAUCGGGCGGGGGACCAGGCCUGAAAAGGUCUCCAUCUUAUGUUGCGCCGGACCUGGCCACGUCCAUCCGGCGCCACAUCGCGGCCAGCUUCCGCUAUCGCAAGGGCGGCAGCUUCCCGUGCCGCUACAUCAACGAGUUCUGCACUUUCUCGCUGCCCGCCGAGAUCGAGGAGCUGCCGGCUGCGAUCCAGGAGCAGCUGUUCUCGGAGGUGCUGGACCGCGAGGCGCAGCAGACGCUGGAGGCGGAGCCGGCGCUGGCGCUGAGCGAGGCGCUGGGCGCGCGCCUGCACGCGCUGUGGAACCGCUCGGCCGGCGACUGCCUGCCCGACGCCGUGUGCCAGGCGGCCUACGGCGUGGCCGACCGCGGCAACGCGCUGCGCGGCGCGCUGGCGGCGGCGCUGCGCGCGCCCGCGCUGCACGCGCGCUGGGCGGCCUGGGAGCGCCUGCAGGCCGCGCGCCUGCACUACGCGCCCGAGGAUGCGCAGCUGCGCGCCGAGUGGGCGCGCCUGGCCGCCGCCGCCGCGCGCCCCGGCGCCGCGCUGCACCAGCUGCACGUGUUUGCGCUGGCGCACGUGCUGCGCCGCCCCAUCCUCGUCUACGGCGUGCACGUCGUCACCUCCUUCCGCGGCGAGGCGCUCGGCUACGCGGGCUUCCAAGGCAUCUACCUGCCGCUGCUGUGGGAGCCGGAGUUCUGCUCGGCGUCGCCGCUGUGCCUGGGCUACACGCGCGGCCACUUCUGCGCGCUCGUGCCGCUGGAGCCCUACACGCAGCGGCACGAUUACAUCUGCCGCGAGCAAGCGGAGGACGGUGAGGACACCACGUACCUGCCGCUCACGGACGCCGAGGGCAAGCUGCUGCCGGUGCACUUCCUCACCUGUGACGAGCUGGCGGAGGAGGAGGCGGUGGUGAGGCGCUGGGUGCGCGCGCGCGCGUUCGGCGGCGCGCUGGCGGCGGCGCAGCGCCCGCACGCGCGCCCGCUGCUGCAGGCGCAGAUGCUCGAGGAGUGGCUCAACCACUACCGCCGCCUCGCGCAGCAGACGCGCGGCCCCUUCCCGCCGCGGCUGCGCGCGCGCGCCGCCUACUGCAGCGACGCCGACACCGACGACGAG